Messenger RNA from Aspergillus costaricaensis CBS 115574, 753 nucleotides. Its product is annotated as HD domain-containing protein. Lineage: Eukaryota; Fungi; Ascomycota; Eurotiomycetes; Eurotiales; Aspergillaceae. The record is from RefSeq and is a predicted model, not a curated record. The transcript is spliced from 3 exons. The coding region runs from base 52 to 753 and encodes 233 amino acids.
CCAAUUCAAACCUCAAUUCCAAUCCCUCGUGGAAAAGCACAACCAGGAACAAUGGAGUCAGUGCACAAAAUCCUCGCAUCAGCGCGUGCAGCACCCUACGGAAAUCUCCUCCCAGCCGGGGACGACCUAUUCCUCUCCGUCGCCGAAGCAGUACAAGACCACAUGAGCAACUACGAUGCAUCGCAUGACUUUAACCAUAUCCUUCGGGUUCUGGCACUAUCCCAGCGCAUUCUAUCCGCAGAAUACAACACUACGAAGACUUAUGACCCUACCGUGGUCCUCCUCAGCGCCCUUCUCCACGACGUGAAUGACAAGAAAUACGCCCCACCAGUCAUCGAGGGUCAGCAGCAGACCUCCAAAGUGACUCUGGUGUUGCAGCAAGCCGGAGCCUCAGCAGCCCUAGCAGCUAGGGUCGAAGAGGUGGUCAAUCACGUUUCGUACUCAUCUGAGAUCAAGGACCCAAAGAAGGUGCUGUCUGUUAUACAGCAACAUCCUGAACUUGCUAUCGUGCAGGAUGCGGAUCGUAUUGAUGCCAUUGGAGCCAUUGGGAUUGGUAGGACGUUUACCUUUACGGGCGCUAAGUUGGCGGGUGCUAGUAUGCAAAAUUCGAGAGAGCAUAUUGAUGAUAAGUUGGAGAAGUUGGAGGGGAUGAUGAAGACUGGCUCUGGGAGGCAGAUGGCUAGGGAUCGUACGGAGAGGUUGACCAUUUUUAAGAAGUGGUGGGAUGAGGAGACGAUGAUGGUGGGUAUUUAG